This is a messenger RNA of Rhinopithecus roxellana (golden snub-nosed monkey), 3201 nucleotides long. RefSeq names its product Cdk5 and Abl enzyme substrate 1 (gene CABLES1). The record is from RefSeq and is a predicted model, not a curated record. Gene Ontology annotation, biological process: regulation of cell cycle; nervous system development. The transcript is spliced from 10 exons. The coding region runs from base 35 to 1924 and encodes 629 amino acids. Gene Ontology annotation, cellular component: cytosol. Lineage: Eukaryota; Metazoa; Chordata; Mammalia; Primates; Cercopithecidae.
GGGCAUCGCGGAAAUCCCGCCGCAGACGGACACAAUGGCGGCGGCGGCCGCCACCACGGCCGCCUGCAGCAGCGGCAGCGCCGGCACCGACGCCGCGGGCGCCAGCGGAUUGCAGCAGCCGCCGCCGCAGCCUCAGCCCACGGCCGCCGCGCCGGCCCAGCCGCCGCCCGAACCCCCCCGGAAGCCGCGCGUGGACCCGCGGCGCCGCCAGGCUGCCCUCUCCUUCCUCACCAACAUCUCGCUGGACGGACGGCCGCCGCCGCAGGACGCGGAGUGGGGCGGCGGCGAGGAGGGCGGCGCGGCCAAGCCGGGCGCCGGCGGCGCCUGCGGCGGGAGGACUCGGUUCAGCCUGCUCGCCGCUGCCGAGCGGGGCGGCUGCAUCGCGCUCGCGGCGCCGGGCACGCCGGCUGCGGGGUUGGCCGCUGGGUCCGGCCCCUGCCUCCCACAGCCCUCGUCGCUGCCGCCCUUAAUCGCUGGCGGCCAUGCGACCGUGUCCGGCCCCGGGGUGGCUCGGGGAUUCGCGAGCCCCCUGGGCGCCGGCCGGACGUCGGGGGAGCUGUGGCAGCCGCCCGGGCCGGCGCCUCUCGCCGCCUGUGCCCAAGUGCAGCUGCUCGACGGGUCCGGGGGCGCCGGGCAGGAGGAGUUGGAGGAGGACGAUGCCUUUACCGGCGUGCAGAUGCCAGCGGCCGUCUUUUUGGGCUCCGGGACCCCCGGCAGUGGGAGCGGCAGUCGGGGACGCCUCAACUCGUUCACUCAGGGAAUCCUGCCCAUCGUCUUCUCCAGGCCAACUUCGCAGAACUACUGCUCCCUGGAGCAGCCAGGCCAGGGCGGCAGCACCAGCGCCUUCGAGCAGCUGCAGAGGUCCCGACGGCGCCUCAUCUCCCAGAGAUCCUCCUUGGAGACCCUGGAAGAUAUUGAGGAGAACGCCCCUCUCCGGAGAUGUCGAACUCUCUCAGGUUCACCCAGACCAAAGAAUUUUAAGAAGAUUCAUUUUAUCAAGAACAUGCGGCAGCAUGAUACCAGGAAUGGCAGAAUAGUCCUUAUCAGCGGCAGAAGAUCCUUCUGUAGUAUAUUUUCAGUGCUGCCAUAUCGCGACAGUACCCAAGUCGGGGACUUGAAGUUGGAUGGAGGAAGACAAUCAGCUGGCGCAGUGAGUUUGAAAGAGAUCAUUGGUCUGGAAGGUGUGGAGCUGGGUGCUGAUGGGAAGACUGUUUCCUAUACCCAAUUUCUGUUACCCACAAAUGCCUUUGGAGCCCGGAGAAAUACCAUAGACUCCACCUCCUCUUUCUCCCAGUUCCGUAACUUGAGCCACCGCAGCCUCUCCAUAGGCCGGGCAAGCGGCACCCAGGGGAGCCUCGACACAGGUAGUGACCUGGGAGACUUUAUGGACUAUGACCCGAAUCUCUUGGAUGACCCCCAGUGGCCUUGUGGCAAGCACAAACGCGUUCUGAUCUUCCCUUCCUACAUGACAACGGUGAUUGACUACGUGAAGCCCUCAGAUCUCAAGAAGGACAUGAACGAGACCUUCAAGGAGAAGUUUCCUCACAUUAAGCUGACGCUCAGCAAAAUUAGGAGUCUGAAACGAGAGAUGCGGAAGCUUGCGCAGGAGGACUGUGGCCUUGAGGAGCCCACAGUGGCCAUGGCCUUCGUCUACUUUGAAAAGCUCGCCCUCAAGGGGAAGCUCAACAAACAGAACCGGAAGCUGUGUGCUGGGGCAUGUGUGCUGUUAGCAGCCAAAAUUGGAAGUGACCUCAAAAAACACGAAGUCAAGCAUUUAAUUGAUAAACUGGAAGAGAAGUUCCGGCUGAACAGGCGAGAACUGAUUGCCUUUGAGUUCCCAGUGUUAGUGGCCUUGGAAUUCGCCCUCCACUUGCCAGAGCACGAAGUCAUGCCCCACUAUAGACGCCUGGUCCAGAGCUCCUAGCACCGGCUCCGAGGAGAGCCAAGGACCAUUUCUUCUCAGCUUGGUGGAGCAGCACUUACUACUGGAAAUGAAAAAAAAUAGAACUCAAAAUACCAGACUUUUCUUCCUCUCGACAUGGUUUGAGGAGAAGCAGUACUAGGAACUUUCCAAGGAGUCUUGGGUGUGUAGCCAAGAGGAGCCAUGAGCUGUGGACUCCUCAAACAAGGGAAGAGGAGGUGCGUGCUGAGAACAGAGAGGCCCUGUCCUCUGUCCACUAGCGAGAAUCGCCAGCUGCCCCAGCCCGGUCUUUCUCCCCAGCAUUCACAAACUUUGCAAGCGUGGUCCAGGGCCUUCUCCAGAUCUGUUCCAACUUGGAGUGUGAAGGGCUUGAGCGUAUGGGGGAAGAAAGUCUGCAGAAGUUGGGGGAAAACUUUUAGAAGAUAACCUCAUUGUGUCAAAGGGUGUGCCAAUCUAUUUUUGUAUCAGCCAUUGGAAGUGCACUUCGUCCUGGGGCGUGUGGGUGUGUGAGUGUACAAGUGUCUGAGAGAUGCUGCAUCAGCCCUAGACCCCCCAGAGCUGGUCCCACCCUUUACAGAGCAGCCUUCAGCCUGGGGCCAUGGGCAAGGCUGACCUUCGGCAAUUAUUUCUAGAUGAUUUCUGGAUAAGAAUUGCUCUCUCGGUACCAGACAGUUUGACAUCCUCCACCCUUAGAAAAAUGACAUUGUUUUGUUACUGCUUCUACCCACCAAGGGGGUAAAGAAGGCGAGUUCUGAGCGUUGGAUGAGUCAGUCGCGUGGAAGGGUGUGGAGCGUGGCACUCUAACUUCCUGCCGUCUGCCACCACGCCACAUGUGUUUAACCCUCGCACUUUCUCCACUGUGGAGACGGCUGGGGCGGCGCCCCACAGUGUGUAUUCCUGUCCUCUAUGUUAGAGUGCAUCAUAAGCACAUUUACUGUGCUAUCUAUAUCUCUAUAUAAAAGUGUUUUAUAAAAACCCAGAAUAGGAGCACGACGCAUGAUUGGUGUUUGAGGCGUUUGCCAGCUGGGACAAACUGCGUUUGGAGCUGUGGUUAAGCUGACUAAGGAGACGGUGGCUCUCACCAUUCCUACGUGCCCAGGGCUGUUCAUGCAAGAUUUUAAUGGUGACUUGUCCUGGUUUACCGGGACAGUCUGCAUGAGGCGUGUCACCACACUGUCGCCUCACAGCUGCAAGAGAGAGGCACCAGCUGAAGUUCCCCUGACUGAAGUGAGCCUGUGGCCAUGUAAAAAGAGAAUUAAACUCUUGUUGCUUUUUGUAUA